AUCCAGUCUAGAGGUCCCAUGGUGACGUCACAGCAGACGGUGUCGCGCUCUGGCGCCUUCGCUUCGAAUGCGAAUAAAGUGGUGAGCGGUGGUGAAGCUAAAGCGGCUCAAUCAAAACAGUAAACACAAAGUUCGCACUUGUGUCGUUUAUUUGAAAUGGAUGUUGACGAAAGUAACGAGUCUGAGGUGGCCGUAAUUGGUCCUGUGAUGCCUGCGACGAUGCCUGUGCCUGACGACUCCGAUAGUGAUGACUCCUCGGACGAUUCAGAUGAUUCAAGUGACAGCGAUGCCGCUAUGGAACAACCCGAGGUUGAGGACUUGCCUGAGCCCGAGCCUUCACAUUAUGAUGCGCAUGUGGACCGAAUUAAACGUCUCCGCCAGAAGGGUGACGUAUCAUUGUUACGGCAGGCCCGAGAAACUAUGAACAUUACUUUUCCACUCUCCCCUGAAUUAUGGUUGAAUUGGAUUGAGGAUGAACGACAAACUGAUGCUCCGACCACUCCGGAGGGCAGAGCUGCCUUGGUUAGUUUGUUUGACCGAGCUGUGCAAGACUAUCUUUCUGUGGAAGUGUGGCUAGAAUAUGUGAGCUUCACUAUUGGAUAUAUGGCUGAACCUGAUGGAAGUAUUGAAAAAGUGCGGACAGUAUUCGAAAGAGCUUUAAUGGCUGCUGGUCUUCAUGUACCUAAAGGAGCUCUUCUGUGGGAAUCAUAUCGAGAGUUUGAAAAUAUAGUUCUUGCUGGUUUGAUGACAGGUGGUGAUGGAGAGAAUCCUACUCUUGCAGAUCAGUUGAAGAGAGUUGCAAAUCUAUUCAAAAGGCAGCUUUCUGUACCUUUAUUUAACAUGGAGAAAACACGUGCAGUCUUUGAAGAAUGGUUGGAAGAGAACAAAGCUUUGUGGACCACAGCGAGUGGCAAACCAGAAUCUGCUCUUGUGGAGAAAAAUAAUGUGGAUCUUGUGUAUAAAAAGGCUUUGGAUAGGCUUCAUCAACUGCAACCAUAUGAAGAUAUAUUGGUGUCGUGUGAGGAAAGUAUGAAGGUGACCCAUUAUAAAGAGUACUUAAAGUUUGAACAAAAUUUAGGGGAGCCUGUAAGACUUCUGUGCCUCUUUGAAAGAGCUUUGUCAGAUUGCCCACUUGAUGCUCCCCUAUGGUUAGGUUACAUUGAGUUCUCUGAUAGCAUUGGAGAUUGUGAAAAAACUUUGCAACUGUGUCAGCGGUCUGUGAGAAACUGUCCAUGGUUCUCCCUAUUGUGGCAGCAGAAUAUACGUUGCAUGGAAAAGUUUUCAAAGCCACAUGAUGCAAUCAAAGAUGUUUUUGAAGAAGCAUUGAAAUCUGGAAUGCAGACUGCUGAAGAUUACCGCAAUCUAUGGCUGGAGUAUUGUUCAUAUUUACGCCGUCGCAUUGAGUGGGGCUCCAAAGGAGAAGGUCCAUUGCUACUUGAACUUCGGAAUACGGUCAAAACUGCUUGUGAACAUUUGGAGCAAUACUUUGGUGUGGAGGGUGAUCCUGCUUGCCAUCUCCUCAGAUUUUUGGCAACAGUAGAGGCAGUUCACAGUCGAAAAAUGGAGGAAGCACGAAAGGCUUGGAAUGAUAUAAUGUAUAAGGGUCACAAAAAUGCUGCUGCCAGCUGGUUGCAAUAUGUUCAUUUAGAAAUGGCUUAUGGAGAUUCUAAACACCUCCGAAAGUUGUUUCCCAGAGCAUUGCAAUCUACUCGAGAUUGGCCAGAAAGUAUUGUAGACGAAUGGCUACAUUUUGAGAGAGUAGAAGGUACAUUAGAUUCAUAUGAAGAAGCUCUCUUUAAGUGCAGGAGCAGGAUUAAGCAGGUUACUGCAGAACGAGAAAAAGCAGCUGAACUGGAAGCAGAAAAUCAACAAGGCUCUGGUUCCAAGCAAACACAAUCUAAGAAGGGAGAUAAAAAGCAGUCAAAAGGAAAAAAGGGAACUGAUAAUUCCUCAACAGAGGAUCGCCGUGCUGUGUCCCUGAAAAGACCAGCUCCCAAAGAUAAUGAAUCAAAGGGUAAAUUCAGCAACUUAUUGCCCAAGUCUGAGCCUGAAAGAAUUUCACCCAAAAAACCAAAACUAGAUAAUACGGAUUCACCAGAUGAUCGUGGAGUGGUCACUGCACAUGAUCCUUCUAAGGAUAAUCGCACAGUUUUUGUCAGUAACUUAGAUUAUUCUACAUCCAGUGACCAAGUCCGAGAAGUCUUCUCAUCUGUUGGUACUAUCACUGAAUUACGACUUGUGAAAGAUUUCAAAGGCAGAUCCAAAGGAUUUUGUUAUGUUGUGUUUAGUUCAUUUGAUGAAAUGAAUGAAGCCCUGAAGAAGGACAGAGAGCCAAUUGAUGGGAGACCAAUAUUUGUAUCCAAGUGUGAUCCAGACAAACACACAAGGCAACAUAGCUUUAAGUACAGUACAUCAGUGGAGAAAAAUAAACUCUUUGUGAAAGGUCUUCCACUUUCAACAACAAAGGAAGACUUGGAAAAAAUGUUUGGUCAGUAUGGUAAAGUGAAAGACAUUCGACUUGUAACAUACCGCAAUGGACAUUUCAAAGGAUUCGCAUAUGUUGAUUUUGUGGAUGAGGCAUCAGCUGCUCAUGCCCUGAUCAAAAUAGAUGGAAUGACAAUGGCUGACAAAGUUGUGUCUGUGGCUAUUUCAAAUCCACCUGAUCGCAGAACCUCUCUCAUCCCUGAUCGAAAUGAAGCCUCAACUUCUAAUAUUCAAUCCCUUGGUGGAGGAAUGAAAGAUUUUGGAGCGAGAGGUCGAGGUAGAACCCAAGUUUCACUGGUACCUCGUGCUCUACAAGUGAAGGCAGAGGAAGCUAAGAGCAGCAAUGGAGAUUCUGGAAAUGCCAAUGGUACAUCAAAACCGAAAAGUAAUUCAGAUUUUCGUAAAAUGUUUCUUUCAUAAAGUUUACUUAUUAAUUGUACUGCUAUGCAGUACAGUAUAAUGAAAUUAUCUUGUAUCACUGUUCUAUUGAAGCUAUAUUGUAACUUGAUGCAAAAAUCAAUUUGAUUUUGUUUGUUUGUUUUUUUUCAAUAAAAACAAAUGUGAAUA
Molecule: messenger RNA, 3051 nt
Organism: Thrips palmi
Lineage: Eukaryota; Metazoa; Arthropoda; Insecta; Thysanoptera; Thripidae
Product: squamous cell carcinoma antigen recognized by T-cells 3-like
Exons: 16
Coding region: 157-2904 (915 amino acids)
Biological process (GO): RNA processing
Molecular function (GO): RNA binding; protein binding
Source: RefSeq, a predicted model, not a curated record